CGGCGCCUCCUCAAAACCCUAUCGUCUCUCGCGGCGCAGCCACCACCACCACCGGAGCAGCAGCGGCGCACGCGGCGAGCGGAGAGGCGGAGGAAGAGGCGAUGGCGCGCGGCGUGGCGGCGGGGGCGAAGGGAGGCGCGGCCGGCGGCAAGAAGAAGGGCGCCGUUACCUUCACGAUCGACUGCACCAAGCCCGUGGAGGACAAGAUCAUGGAGAUCGCCACGCUCGAGAAGUUCCUCCAGGAGCGCAUCAAGGUCGCCGGCGGCAAGGCUGGCAACCUCGGCGAGGGUGUCACCGUCACCCGCGACAAGACCAAGGUCACCGUCACCUCCGAGGGGCCUUUCUCCAAGAGGUACCUGAAGUACUUGACCAAGAAGUACCUGAAGAAGCACAACGUGCGUGACUGGCUCCGGGUCAUCGCGUCGAACAAAGACCGCAGUGUCUAUGAGCUCCGGUACUUCAACAUCGCUGAGAAUGAGGGUGAGGAGGAGGAUUAGGCGCACUACCUUAUCUAUGUCUUGUGAACUUAUGGACAGUGUUGGAACAGUCUUGCUGUAGCCUUUGAAGGGAUGAGUUUUGAUGUUUAAAUUGCUCUUCUGAUCUGUUUUAAGCGUGGUGGAACUUCCAAUGUGAUGCUUAGAUAAUCGAGUCCAAGAAUUGUUGGUUCUUGCUUGUCUCUAUAACAUAUCAUCAGUGUUUUAUCGUUCA
Messenger RNA from Setaria italica (foxtail millet), 708 nucleotides. RefSeq names its product 60S ribosomal protein L22-2. Bases 102 to 497 code for a protein of 131 amino acids. The record is from RefSeq and is a predicted model, not a curated record. Gene Ontology annotation, cellular component: ribosome. The transcript has 2 exons. Gene Ontology annotation, molecular function: RNA binding; structural constituent of ribosome. Gene Ontology annotation, biological process: cytoplasmic translation. NCBI's taxonomy places the organism in Eukaryota, Viridiplantae, Streptophyta, Magnoliopsida, Poales, Poaceae.